CUUUUGAGCUCUCUCGUGCUCUUUCCUUGACAUCACAUCUCUGGAUCCCAUAGUCAAGCUGGCAAUUAUCUCUGAGCACUCGCGGACGCUUCUAUUCUUUCCUUUGGAUACUGUGUUAAUCUAGCUGGGGACGACGCGAAGUCAGGGAACGAAGUAGCUCUCAUACUGCAUCACUCGGUGGAGUGUGACAGAAAGCACCACCGAGCUCGCACGUCGUUUUGCAUAUGGCCUCCAUUGACACUCGUCGCUAUCAACAGCAGUCUCCGGCCAAUAGGGCUACACUCGACCAUCAACCGCCUUAUAUCUUAUGCGCCACAGCGACAACAUCGACAUUAUGUCUGAACAGUAUAAUAUCCCAUCACCGAAUGGCGUCAAUGGGGGUGGCGUCAUGCCCGACAACAUCGAUACUUGGCGUAUCCAACAGCAACCGAGGCCCGCGCAAUCGCCGCAACAUGUACUGCCGCAGCAGUUGAAUGUACAGACAAUGUACCAAUCGCCAUAUGCGUUAUAUCAGCAACCCUCUCCACAUCAAGCCCAAGGAAUGGCCUCGAAUCCUGUCUUUGGGCAAUAUGUGGCCGGAUCUUUUCCACCACAAUCAGUCAACAAUGCGCCUUCCCCUUCCGAAAAGACACCUCCUACCAUAUGCCACUCGCAGGGGUUGGGUCCCGAGCUUCCCGAUGUGACAUCAUCACCAGAGCAGCUUCCUGCUCCUUUAUCACAACUCCAUCGCAUUCCUCGUCCUCAUCCAUCCCACGCUCUGUCGCAUAAUAUAGGCGCUUCUUCCGCAUUACCCUCUCAGAGAGAGCAACUCCCGCAACAAAUUCCUCCUCCCAAUUCUGCAUCAUUAGGGCAGAAACGAUCCAGCCAUGUCAGUUUGUCUCCUCGUUCCUCUGCAGGGACCAAGAGACAACGAGUGGUAGUCGAUAUCACCGAAUCCUCUCGAGAAUCUUCAGUAUCUACCCCACCUCCGAAGAAGCUGUCUACUUCCCCGGUGAAGAAGGAUGACAGUACGCUAAAGGCCGCCCCAAAGGCUAUUCAGGCUACUCUGGAUGGGUACCUGAGUACUGUUGGCCAAGCACACUCGGAAACUGCGAGCAUUCCUCCUCCCACUGCUGCUCCCAACCCUCCACUCACUUCUGCCACCAAUCCUGCUCCCAAUCCUGCACCGAAACCUGCCCCGAAACCUGCUCCCGACCCUGCUCCCAAUCCUGCUCCCAAUCCCGCUCUCAAUCCUGUGCCCAACCCUGUCCUCCCUGUCCUCAAUCCUGUACCCACUCCUGUACCCAAUUCUGUCCCCGACCUUGGCCCCAAGCCUACACCCGAGCCUGCACCCAAGCCUGCCUCCCAUCAGCAUCCCGACCUUCCAUCCAAUCGUAUCGCCAAUCCUUCUUUCAGCCCUUUUCUGCAACCUUCUGCAGAGACCCCUUCCAACCCAUUUUCCACCCCUCCUAUCAAUCCUCCUACCAAUCUCCCUUCCAAUGGCCUUCCCAACACCGCCGCGACAUCAAACUUUCCUGUCGGUGUCAAAAUGCAACCUGGCGCCAAACUGCAACCCAGCGUCAAAUUGCAACCUGGAGUCAAAGUGCAACCUGGCGUCAAGGUGGAAUUUGGUGUAAAAUCAGAGCCUGGUGUUAAAGAGUCUGGUAUCAACGCGGUUCCUGGAGUCAAAGUGGAGCCUGGUCUCAUUGCAGAGACUGAGACCACUGCAGCCGAAAAGCAGACUGUCGAUAUGUCCCUCAUUCGAAGUACCAUCACUCCCGAGGCUUUGAGGAGGGAGAUUCCGGGCAGCCUAUUCAAGCACUUGCGCGUCCGGCACGACAAAGAAGACGACGAUGUCGUACAUCCUCCAGCAUUCACGCCCAAUCCUGACCAGCUCAAGGAAAUCCUCUCACAGCUCAACAAGCAUGCGUCAGAUUUGUACUUGAAGAAGAUGGCAGGGAACGGCAAUUACGUGGAAGUGUGGGAGGGUUGGCUGAAAACGAGCCGUAAGGAUCCAGUACGAUGGGAGAAAGUACUGGUGCCUUUGUUAGAGGUGCUAGCAAGGACUGAUAUGGAACACAAAGUCGCGAUAGAAUUCCACAUCAAUAGAUUCGCAAAACAGUUGAUGGCAGCUGUCAAGGACAAGAAGCUGGAGGGCACAAAUGCGAUUGCAGAAGCUUUUGGCAGAUUUGAAGCUCAUGCCUUCGUGAUGUUUCAGAAGGAGUCUGGGGCCACAAACAAGGACAAGGGCAAGGGAGAGGCUUCUGGGACGAAUGCAGGGACGAAGAGGAAGGCUGAUGUGGGCAAAGAUGGUAUUAAGGCCAAAGAAGAGCCCAUGAGCAAAAGGCCAGCAACUGUCGCUGCUUCCUCUUCCAAGCUCGCAAGCAAUCCGGCCGCAUCAUCAACGGUGUCAGACAUGUCUUUCUUCAGCGCUUCUUUGCCAGCGCCCGUAAUGAAAGCCAAGCCCAAAGCCAGACCUGUACCUCCACCAAAGGCCGCUCCGGCUCCCGUUGCCAAACCCCAGAGCGCUUCCCUUUUGGCAAAUGUCAUGUCAUCUUUCACAAGACAGAAUUCUGUACCCGAGCGCUCUGCGGACGCCAAGAAGGAAGUUAAAGAGACGCGAAAACUUAAGAGUGGAAGAACAGUAGGGACGGUGAGGUGGAAGGAUGACGCGGAAUUGCGCGAGAUCAGAGAGUUCACCCCUGAUCCUGUUGAAAGAAGCAGUUCGACGCUUAAAGAGAGUGCACAUGAUAUGGAUAUGGCAGAAGGCAAGCUCUUGGCUAAAAAUCGCGACAGAGAUGAUAUUGAGUGGUCAGAACCAAUCCCGUACGUGGAGGAAGACUAUCUGCCGAUCGAAACGGAAGAGACGAGGGCGCAGAGAGAAAGGGAACGUGGUGCACUUGCCGUCCCGUACUUUGAGGGUCAAACGCCUGCAGAACCUUCUGAGGAGGGCGUCAGAAUUAUCCAGCCAUUCGACAGUCAAACCCGUCAAAUGACUGCCGCGCCGAUCCAUGAGGCCGCCCAUGCGGCACCUGCCCCUGCUGCUCCCCCUCCUCCUGAUCAGAAUCAAAUUCAAGCUCUUCUAGCCAACCUCAACAUCCCCAUCCCGCAACCUUCCGUCCGUAAUCACUACCCUGCCGCUCAGCAACAUUACCCCGGACAAGAAGCAUGGGCCAAUGCGUCAGCGGGGCCUAGUGCGUAUGGGAACGAAUAUGCAGGUGAUAGUGGUGCGGAUUGGAGAAAGAGCUCGAAGAAAAGAAAGACGCAGUGGAAGCCGGAGUUGAAGCAGACAAAGACAUGCCACCACUGGCGGCGAGGAAACUGUCCAUUCGGGGAUAGAUGUAAUUAUGCCCAUCAUCAGUAGAUCUGACCCCGUUUCUGUUGUACUUUACUCGUACACUGGAUAGCUACCUACUAGGACACAUAUGCUAUAUCUAGUCUAAAUCAUGUUUCUCCAGCUUGCGCUAGAUGUUCAUCAUUUUCUUUGGAGGAGCUUCUUGGUAAGGUCUGAGUAUAUUGGUCGAAACUUCGUUGAAGCUGAAAGACGCAUCACUGCUGCAGUAGCAAUAUCGUAGGUUCGUUGGGUGAUUGUCAUUUCACGGCCGAGUAGAAAAUUCAAGACGAAGAUGCAUAUAUACGGC
Molecule: messenger RNA, 3620 nt
Organism: Cryptococcus amylolentus CBS 6039
Lineage: Eukaryota; Fungi; Basidiomycota; Tremellomycetes; Tremellales; Cryptococcaceae
Exons: 10
Coding region: 308-3343 (1011 amino acids)
Molecular function (GO): metal ion binding
Source: RefSeq, a predicted model, not a curated record